Molecule: messenger RNA, 1851 nt
Organism: Salvia miltiorrhiza (redroot sage)
Lineage: Eukaryota; Viridiplantae; Streptophyta; Magnoliopsida; Lamiales; Lamiaceae
Product: biotin carboxyl carrier protein of acetyl-CoA carboxylase 2, chloroplastic-like
Exons: 6
Coding region: 247-1083 (278 amino acids)
Biological process (GO): fatty acid biosynthetic process
Cellular component (GO): acetyl-CoA carboxylase complex
Molecular function (GO): acetyl-CoA carboxylase activity
Source: RefSeq, a predicted model, not a curated record
UGGUUUAACCAAAUGAUCACAGAGCUCAAAAACGCUGUCGUUUAAUCCACCUCGUCCAUAUCGCCCUCCUUCCUCUCCACCGUUAUUCUGUUUCUUGUGCUAAUUUUACUUCAAAUUUAUCGCCCAUUUUUUCUCUACAAAAACCUCCAAACUCUUCCCAGAAAUCCACUUCCCUCUCUCACACACACGCGCGCAAUCCUAACUCCAUCUGCAAUUCUGCACUAUCCUGCAGAAAUUCAUAAUAAAAUGGCUUCUUUCACCGUUCCAUGCCCGAAGGUUUCGCCGCCGCUGGCUGCUUCAUCGCAGCAUGUUGCUUUGUUCCCGCGAUCCGGAUGCCGAAUGCUCCCGUUCGCUAAAGUCAAGGGGCUUAGCCGGAACCAAUCUGAUGAUUUUAAGGUGUCCGCACAGCUAAACGAGGUCGCUGUCGAAAAAGCAUCACUUCUGACAGAACGGCUCAAAGAAUCGAAAAGCCAAUAUGAAAUUCCAGAUGCAGAAUCGGUUUCAGCUUUUAUGAACCAAGUAUCCGAUCUCAUCAAACUUGUAGAUUCGAGAGAUAUUGUGGAGUUGCAGCUUAAGCAAUUGGAUUGCGAGCUGGUUAUAAGGAAAAAGGAAGCAUUGCCACAACCUUCAACUUCAGCUCCAGUAUUUUACGCCCCACCUCCUACCGCACAGGCUACAUUGUCACCUCCUCCUACAACAAAUGUACCAGCUCCUGCUUCAUCAACGCCUUCAGCUCCAGCAUUACCAGCUCCAGCAAAGCCAAAGUCUUCACAUCCCCCAUUCAAAUGUCCAAUGGCUGGAAACUUCUAUCGGUCUCCUGCACCUGGUGCUCCUCCUUUUGUGAAGGUCGGAGAUAAGGUCCAGAAAGGACAAGUAAUAUGCAUUAUUGAAGCUAUGAAACUGAUGAAUGACAUUGAGGCUGAUCAGUCCGGCACUGUGGUUGAGAUACUUGCGGAUGAUGGGAAACCCGUCAGUGUGGACACGGUAUCUCUUUUGCUCUUUCUAUCCUAUUUCAUAUUUUCAUUCCUUCAUUUUCAAUUUUUAAUCAAACUACUUGCUUGCGUGAAGGCUAAGAAGUGUUAGUGCCAGUAAAUUUUUUUAUCGCUUCUGUCAUGUUUGAAAUAAGAGAUAAGUCACAAAACUUCCCACUAUAGCUAAUCCGAGACCUGUGUGAUUGAACCUUUUUCAUUGCUACUCACCCACUAAAACCAUGCAAAUUUUGCAAAACACCAACUACAGCACUUCGGUGGUGCAAUAUUUCCAUUGAGAUCCCUUUAUUCAAUUCAAAUAUUCUCCACCAUGAUCGCUAUACUAUUUGCUGGAAUAUACACAAUAUAAGGGGUCUACCUUGCAGUUAUCAAAUAGCUAAGUUGGUGAUUUACUAAAGAAAAAGGUUUAGCAACACAGGUCCAAAUUAGGUCAUAAAUCAGAAAGCAAUCUGCAAUCCUUAAGUGAUUUAACCCUGUGAACAAACAUUCUCAGAGCAUGCUGAAUCUCAUUCUUAUCUCCCUGUGUUCUUCCAAAAAACUUUUCCUUCCUCAUUUGCAGCCUUUAUUUAUCAUCGAGCCGUGAAGAUCCGAGAUUAUUACGGAGGACCAUCUUGAAAUGUAAGAGUAUGAUAUUUCUUGGCCUUCUCGGAAUAUAUAGUACGAAAUCAUGACAAGCAUGUUUUCAUAGCUAAGUCGUCACACUGUCACUGUGGUUGUUAUAUAUUUAUUUGAGAAUAAUGCAAAUUUCUGCUACAGAAAAUGCGUGAUCAUUUUCAGCAAUAUGUUCACCGUGUGUGUUAUAUCUGGGUUAAUCACUGUAAACUCUAUGGAGUUAAUGUUAGUAAUACUCUUACUACUUAAA